CUAAUUGUCGAACUCUCACAUGGGGUUCAAAUUUGCCUACGUGUGCGAUCUCCUUUCGAGCCUUGGAGACAACCGGAUAGUUAAAGCCUCCACGGCAGCAAGAAGCAGCAAUCCUGAUAUCCGCGUCAUUGCGCAGUGGUUUGCCCAACAUGGGAAGCGAAUUCACAGUCAGAGCACGGACCGAUUGGCUCUUCUGUCGUGCCUCUUCCCAGAAAAGAGAACGGACAGAGUCUAUUGGUUACAGGAUGCCUCGCUUGCGAGGAUAGUCGGUCGCUGCUUGCUGCUUGGAUCCUCGAGAAGAGAACAACUGGACCGCUGGCGUGUCUCUGGAUGUGGUGACCUGGGACAAUGUGUCGAGAAAGUGAUGCAACAAGCCGAGAAUCAUAUCCACGACGGGCAAGAGGUGACGGUUGAGGAAAUAGACAACGCGUUGAACCAAAUUGCCUCUCGAUGUCGCUUUUCCGGUCCUCGAGUCAGGAGACAACAUACAGCAGUGGACGUCGAAGAGGCCUUAAGACCUCUGUAUAGACGCCUGAAUAGUAGAGAUGCGAAGUGGCUCACCCGAAUGAUACUCAAAAGUUACUUGCCAGUCGUCCUACCAGUGCCCUUUGUAUUGAGGAGUUUUCAUUUUCUCUUUCCCCAUCUUCUACUCUUCCAGGAUUCAUUUGAUGCCGCUUUAAGCAUGCUGGAUUCAGAACCAAUGAAGUAUUUUCCUCCCCAUCCAGAGCCAGGACUUGCUCGGGACCUAGGUGCCAUUGCAGUGCUCCAUCUGACCCCACGGAUUGGUACCAAAAUCGGCCGUCCUGAAUAUUACAAAGCUCGAAGUAUUAAACAUUGCUGUCAAAUGGCUGCUCAGCGCCGAAUGAGUGUUGAAAGAAAAUAUGAUGGUGAAUAUUGCCAGAUACAUAUCGAUCUCUCCAAGUCGAACCCUAUCCAGAUCUUUUCCAAAAGCGGGAAGGAUUCUACGCUCGACAGAUCUGGCGUACAUGAAGCCAUCAAAAGGUCAUUGCGGAUAGGGGAUCCAAAUUGUAGAUUCUCGCGCUAUUGUAUCUUAGAAGGCGAGCUGCUUGUCUGGAGUGAGAAGGAACAGAAAAUACAGGGCUUCCACAAGUUGCGAAAGUUCAUAUCACGGUCAGGGAUAUUCAUCGGUACAGAGAAUGAUUCCCCACCGCAGCCGUAUGAACACUUAAUGGUGAUGUUCUUUGAUAUCUUACUGCUUGACGAUGAUGUCUGCUUGAGAAAGCCACAUAGGAAAAGGCGUUUGCUUCUCAAGGAUGUAGUACAGACGUUGUCUGGACAUGCCGACCUUGCAGAGCAGGAGAUAAUAGACUUUUCUCGAUCUGACGGUCAGUCUCGGCUCGAAAGGGCUUUCUCUAAGAGCAUCGUGCAACGGUGGGAAGGAUAUGUACUAAAAGCAUGCGAUGACCCCUACUUUUCCAUUUUCUCGACUGAAGACAAAUCUUACUCUGGUCGAUGGAUCAAGCUCAAGAAAGAUUACAUACCAGGUUUAGGGGAUACUGUCGAUUUUGCAUUAAUUGGCGCAAGAUACGAUUCUCAUGACAUUGCCCUCCUCAAAGGGAUACGCAAGAUAUCCUGGACACAUUUCUACGUCGGCUGCCUUGUCAAUCCCGAAGGUGUCCGCCAAUUUAACGCCAAACCUGUGUUUCAAGUGGUUGAUGUGGUCAAUCGCAACUGCAUGGACACACAAACGAUGCAAUAUCUCAACCAGAUGGGAGAGUUUCAUGCUUGCAGCCCAGACAUCAGCCACAUCUUUGAUAUAAGUUGCAGUCAGGGAAGCAUUCCCCCCAUGGACGUUCUGUUCAAGACUCCCUUUGUUGCUGAAAUACUGGGAAGUGGUUUUGAGAAGCCAUCGGGCGCCAGGUAUUUCACACUUCGGUUUCCCCGAAUCUUGAAGAUCCACUCCGAUAGAACUUUUGAGGAUGCGGUUUCGUUCGCGGAACUUCAGGCGUUGGCCAAAGACGCUCGCACUGCAUCUGCGGAAGAGCAGUCACAGGAAAUGCAAGAAUGGGCUAAGCGUUUGAAAUUGGCGAAUGGGUACUCAUAUGCUGUCAACAGAACACCCAGCUUAGCAUCCACAGCUAGUUGGUCAUCUGAAUCAGAAGGUGAUUCUUGGAAGGAAUGUUCUCCGAUGGAAUGCAUGACUAUGCCUUCACUGGAUUCCGAAGACCAGGAUAGGCAGAAGUUGGCUGUAGGUUCAACAGGCCUGCAGGACUACAUUAUUGAAGGAAAUUCUUCGACCGCACGGACAACGACGACGACCACCACCACCACCAGCAUCAGUGGAAUGGAGUCAAUGAAUCAAGCUCCUGAAUCACAAGGUUGUUUUGUGACGGACAGCCAAAAUUCUCAUCAAGGAAAUGCUGAACCACAAUCAGUCACUUCCUCGCACCAUGCAAGGUUCUGUGGAGGGAUGCCUGGUGAUAGAAAUACCAACCCCAUUGACUUGACGGAUGAUACGGACUCCUUUGAAUCACCAAAGAAUGCUGUCGAAAGGUCUUACGUAGAUGAUGCUGGGCACCCUCGCUGUCGUAUAUCUCAUAUACUACAGUCUCUCAUGCAACGCCCUGCGAACUUGAAGUCGCCACUCAUCUCUAUCCCAAUAUACCUCACAGGCCUUUCCUCAACUGAACAACACCAACAACAACUAAUAGAUCUGUGCCAGCUACCCGAUAGCUCAGAAGCGACCUUCAGUUUCUCUGAUUUCCUACAGAGAGUGUUGUCAGGAGAAUCCAGAAACCGACUGAAAUACUCAAACCCGCAUGCGUUCUCCCACAGCAUAACCCUCGGUUUAAUCUUCAUCGACAGGCAGAAUCCUUCUUCUUUCUGCACAAACCUCUGCAGAAUAAGCAACACUCUCGUGAACGCAGUCAGACAUAAUACUCCUUCCCUACCGUGUAGCGGAAAAAUUUUCAUUCUCAGUCUCGAUAUUCUCGGUCUAGGCGAUGGCCUUGAGGACCGCAGAUUCUGCCUUCAGUCUACAUGGAGUAAUAUAGGAAAAGUCUACUUUUAUGCGUCAGUUACUUGGGGUCCUGAUUCCAGGGUUGCUUCCGGUCGUCUAGGCAAUGGAAAGUCUGGCGAAGAAACUGGUGCUGGGAGAGCGUCUGGAUCACUACGUCAAGGACUGCAGCUAGAAGGGCUAAGACUCCAUCACCCAAAUACGAAAAUCAGAGUGGGCUUCGAUCGACGGGAAUUGAAGGUCCUAGGAGAAUUUGCUUCGAUUGAGCCGCUGGUUCAUGCUGGUGGUUUCGAGCCUCGCUGCGAUUGCGAAGGCGAAAGGACUAAUGAAACUUAA
Messenger RNA from Monascus purpureus, 3313 nucleotides. The record is from the annotation of a GenBank genome assembly. Lineage: Eukaryota; Fungi; Ascomycota; Eurotiomycetes; Eurotiales; Aspergillaceae.